GUUUACAGAUCAAGUCAGUCUCUCAUACAAAAAGCUAUACCCACCCUGCCGUGCACUCCCAGCUGCUCUCCCCUCAAUGAGACAGCACAUUCUUUCUCUCUACCCUGUAUUCCCCGUGUCCAUUCAACCAGCUCCUGUUCCCCUCUUCCUUCUCAUCUAGCCACCAGAUAGGAGUUGCCUGCAUAGCCUCACGUAUGUACUUGAGCCACGAAGUUCACUCCUCACCAGCCUCAUUGUCUAUCUUAUCGUCCAGGCCAAUCCCUGUCUGUAGAGUUGGUUUCGGGAAUCGUUCCAAUCUUGGGCUAUCAAAGUGUCCAGGGACGACCAUAUGUCUUUUUCCGUGCUCUCUCCACACCUAGCGGUAUGCAGGGCACAUAGUAGGCUCCCAUAAAUGUUUGUCAGAUAAAGGAAGUAUAACCUUCUAACCGCACCCCUGAUAACCACUUUGCACAAGGUACUGUCCUUUACCAGGCUUGCUCGGCUAGCAUGAGGUUGUUGUUGUUGUUAGAUGCCUAUGAGUUGAUUUCCUCUCAUGCUGAUCCCAUGUGACAGUAGAACUGCCGCAUAGGGUUUCAUAGGCUGUAAUCUUUACAGAAGCAGAUUGCCAUGUCUUUCUUCCUCAGAGCUGCUGGGUGAGUUCGAACUUUUGUUUAGCAGCUGAGUGUUUAACCACUGCGCCACCAGGGCUUCUUGAGGAUGAGCUAGCUUUAUAAAAAUUAAAAUGAACAAAAUUUCUGGUACUCCUUGGAAGAAGGCACUAUACCAUGCAACAACAAGAUGGUGCCAGUUUCUGAAUUACUCUGGGAAGAUGCAAAUUCUUGAUAAUGGUUUGUCUGGGGAGGGACUUCAGGAUGUUCUAGCCUGCCCCCCACCAAGACCAGGUGGCCCUUUUCUUGCCUCCCCCCUUCAUCCUCUUCCUCUUCUCCGCUCUUUCUCAGUGCACAUUGAAGAAGGGCGUACAGACAGUGCCCAUUUGGAAAAGUAGAGCUCAAUAGGUAUGAAUCAGCUUGGGCACGCGAAAAGUGAUUCACGUCUGACCAACUUGGUUUAUGCAAUUCAGGUUGUCUGUUCUGAAUUUUUUUCCCCUUUCUAAUUAAAUGAUGAUUAGUCUGGAUGGUGAGAGGGGGGAGAUUGAAUUUAAUCUUUCUGUUUUUGUGGAGAACUGGGACAGGAUGAAUAAGGGGAGAUGUAUUCCCAUCUGGCAAAGAACUAAUGAUAAGGUGGAAUGGCUGUGAUGUUGGGAAUUUUGGCACCUUUGGGGUCUUCUGUGCUGUGCAGCCUGGUGAUGUGUGGUCCAGAACUCUUUAUCAUAUUCUCAUCUGAAGACUGUCUCCAGGGAGUACAUGAAGCUUAAUUGACAGAGCUCUUGAAUCACUGGGCACUGUGCCUGGGUACAGUUAGGGCUGGGGAGAACGGUGAUGAUAAAUGCAUCUACCCUCAUCUCUCUGCCAUCACUCAGAUUCAAGCCCAAUCCUAGCUGACUUCUUUUGCUGCAAAUUCUCCUGGAUAUGUUUCUGCCCUGGGGUGGUUUGCCAAAUCCUUUAUAUUUCCUGUGUCCUGUGACACCUUAGCCCUUAAGCCCCUGGGAAGAUGAGCCUGAGAACCCUGGUUGUGCUCCCCCAAUGACAUACCAUACCCCUGCCUUUUCAUAUGGUCACUGACAGUCACUCACUAAGUGCCUGCCAUGUACCAGCCACUGUACUAGGUUACAGUGAGAGGAGCUGCAAUUGACUGAAUACCUAUCAUGUGCCAGGCACCAUAUCUCGCUUGGUCUUCUCAGCAACCCUCUGAAACAAUUGGUUCUUGUGGUUGUUAGGAGCCAUCAAGUCGGUUUGGACUCACAGCGACCCUGUGUACAACAGAACGAAACACUGCCUGGUCCUGCGCCAUCCCCACAAUCGUUGUUAUGUUUGAGCCCAUUGUUGCAGCCACUGUGUCAGUCCAUCUCAUUGAGAGUCUUCUUCGCUGACCCUCUACUGCACCAAGCAUGAUGUCCUUCUCCAGGGACUGAUCCCUCCUGACAACAUGUCCAAAGUAUGCGAGACAUAGUCUCGCCAUCCUUGCUUCUAAGGAGCAUUCUGGUUGUACUUCUUCCGAGACAGAUAUGUUCAUUCUUCUGGCAGUCCGUGGUAUAUUCUAUAUUCUUCUCCAACACCACAAUUCAAAGGCAUCAAUUCUUCAGUCUUCCUUAUUCAUCGUCCAGCUUUCACAUGCACAGGAGGCAAUUGAAAACACCGUGGCUUGGGUCUGGCGCACCUUAAUCUUAAGGCGUUGACUUUAAGAUGAAGACCAUAGAGGUAGAUGGCAUCAAAGUACGGAUACAGAUUUGGGAUACAGCGGGGCAGGAGAGGUAUCAGACCAUCACAAAGCAGUACUAUCGACGGGCACAGGGAAUAUUUUUAGUCUACGACAUUAGCAGCGAGCGCUCUUACCAGCACAUCAUGAAGUGGGUCAGUGAUGUGGAUGAGUAUGCACCAGAAGGCGUACAGAAGAUCCUCAUAGGGAAUAAGGCUGAUGAAGAGCAGAAACGGCAAGUGGGAAGAGAGCAAGGGCAGCAGGUAAGUGGGAGUGAGCCGGCUGAAUCCAUCCUUGGGUCUCUGGCUGCACUUUCAGGGCCAGGCAUAAGAACUGGGGUCCAGGCGUCUGUUCACCAUCAUCAGCUCCUCCCACGCCUCCCACAGUACCCCAAGGCUCUGGGCAACUCGCCAUCCUUAGAGAGUUUGCCUCCUGUCCUUCUGGUCAGUGGUUUUGGGUCCAUCCUGAAACAAAGACUUCUUGGACAGCAAUUCUCUCCAGUCCAAGUCCCAAAAAACAAAAUUAUCCUCUUUAAGAGAUGGUCUCCAUGUUAGUGAUGAAGAACUCCAAGUUACUGACUUUUCUAACAGCAUCAAGACAUAGCUACCAUUUUACAGUCAGGAAAUAUCACUCCCACCCCCCACCCUCCUCCAUACACUCCUGCUCCUUUCUCCUUACCCUUGAAAGAGGUAAGAAGGAAAAUGAGGGAAGGUGAAGGACCAUGGUUGGAGAGGCCAUGGGGGCAGAAGGGGUAGGAGGAGGGCACUGAGGGAAUUCCCAAACAUACUGGGAGACCGUCCUCACAGAGAUCAGAAAGAUUGGUGUUUCUGAGAUAAGAGUCAUCCACCCAUUCCGGGGGCCUCAAGACCUUUUCUUGCCUUCUUCAUUUAAUAGCAUUCCACUAACACUUAAAAUAAAUUUUUUUUUUUGGCUAUUAAAAUAUAACACAUGGUCAUUCUAGAACAAUUUGAAAGUAGAGACAAAACCUUCUAUAAUAGUAUUUAUUGAGCACUGUAUGUCUGAUGGAAACUCUGGUGGCACAAACGUCAGCAGUUCGAAUCCACCAGGCGCUCCGUGGAAACUUUCUAGGGCAGCUCUACUCUCUCCUGUAGGGUCACUAAGAGAAUUGACUCGAUGGCAAUGGGUACGGGUAUGUCUGGUGUGCUGUGCUAGGCAAGUGCUUUUAGAUGCAUGACCCUAUUUAAUCAUUCCACAACCUUGGGCAAAAGGCACAACUAUCAUCCCAUUUAACAAAUGAUGAAACUUGGGCUUAGAGAGAAUAACUUGUCCAAAGUCGUACAGCUGCUAAGCGGCACCACCAGUAUUCAAGUCUGGGUCUGUUUGACUCCAAAGCUCGUGUUCUUCAUUAAGAUGUAAAACAUUUUGGUGUCAUUGUGUCCUGGUGUAUGAUGUAUAUAAUGGCUAUGUGGAUGGGUUAUGGGUUAUGGGUGUUGAGGGGGAGAGUAUUUGUAGAGCACCUUUCCCAUUCUGUGCUAGCCCAUGCCUUAGAAAGAGCUCCCAGUCUGGUCUGAGAACUUACCUACUCUGGGAAACUGUCAGGACACAGCCUGGUCUGUAAUAUGAUGGCAGAAGGAUGUGCCAGGUGCUGUGAGAGCCUCCCUUCUCUGACUGACUCCCAUUUAGAAAUGUUCUUCUCUUGCAGCUGGCUAAGGAGUAUGGCAUGGACUUCUAUGAAACAAGUGCCUGCACAAACCUCAACAUUAAAGAGGUGAGAUCGUUGGAGACCAGCUGCCCUGUUCUCUGGCUGAG
This is a messenger RNA of Loxodonta africana (African savanna elephant), 4065 nucleotides long. RefSeq names its product RAB15, member RAS oncogene family (gene RAB15). The record is from RefSeq and is a predicted model, not a curated record. Gene Ontology annotation, molecular function: GTP binding; GTPase activity. NCBI's taxonomy places the organism in Eukaryota, Metazoa, Chordata, Mammalia, Proboscidea, Elephantidae. The transcript is spliced from 5 exons. Bases 2283 to 2849 code for a protein of 188 amino acids. Gene Ontology annotation, biological process: Rab protein signal transduction.